This is a messenger RNA of Abrus precatorius (Indian licorice), 2282 nucleotides long. RefSeq names its product CAX-interacting protein 4. The record is from RefSeq and is a predicted model, not a curated record. The transcript is spliced from 3 exons. The coding region runs from base 250 to 1269 and encodes 339 amino acids. Lineage: Eukaryota; Viridiplantae; Streptophyta; Magnoliopsida; Fabales; Fabaceae.
CCGAUAGGUUCUCUACUAUUAGACGUUUCUGGAAGGAAGGAGCAAGCAGCAAGCCCUACCCCCAACCCUAACCCUAACUUCGAAGCCUCAUCUUUAUCUGCUUCAUCCUUCAGAUUUAUUCACAACUGUUGACUAUUACUGGAUUCGGGGUAGAUUGCUGCUACGCUGUUUCUCCUCUUUCACAUAUAAGAUGCACUUCCGGUCAUCAUUCUACCAAAAUGCAGUUUUUGAGUUGGUUAUUGAAUACAAAUGGACACCAAACGGUUCAUCCAGCUGGUUGAGGAGAAGAAGAAGAAAAUUAUGGAGAGAAAGGAAGCUCCUUUGAAGUGGGAGCAAAAGCUGGAAGCUGCCUCAAAGGCCAAGGCCGAUGCUGAAGCUAAAGAGAGGAAGCUGAAGGCUGCAAAGCAUAAAAGGAGGUCAGGCUCUGAUAAUGACAAUGAUUAUGACACUGAUGAUGAGAAUAGAAGGACGAGUAAAAGAUCUCAUAGGAAGAACAAGAAGCAUUCUCACUAUGACUCUGGUGACCAUGAGAAAAGGAGAGGAAGAAGUUCCAAAAGAAAAACAAAGAAAUGGUCCUCAGAAUCUAGUGAUUUUAGCAGUGAUGAAUCUGACAGUAGCUCUGAGGAGAGGAGAAGGAAGAAGAAGCAAAGCAAGAAGCUGAGAGAUCAAAGUUCAAGAUCAGAUUCCAGUGAUUCUGAUUCUUGUGCUGAUGAAAUCAGCAAGAAGAAAAGGCAGCAUAAAAGACAUCGUCCAUCAAAAUUUAGUGAAUCAGACUUCUCAAGUGAUGAACGUCGGAAAAGAAGUCAUGGAAAGCAUAACAAACGCCAUCGACAAUCAGAAUCUAGUGAAUCUUACUUGUCAAGUGAUGAAAGUGAUGGUGCUCCCCGCAAAAAGGGCCACAAAAGGCACCAUAAACAUCACAAGCGAUCACAUAAUGUGGAAUUGAGGUCAUCUGAUUCUGAUUACUACAGUCAUGGUCGAAGAAGCAGAUCAUUAGGGAAGUCUUCAGAUGAAACUUCGGAAGAUGAAAGUAGAUCAAUGCAUAAGAAGUCUGGUCGCCAUCACCAUCAUCAUCAUCAUCGUCACCAUCAUCAUCACCACAAACAUAGACACCACUUGGAUGAGGAGAGAAAUCACUUGGACCAGCAUUCUCCAAAAAUCAAUGGGAAGCAUGAGGAGGAGUUGGACAGAACUGAACCUGGGAAAAAUGAUGGUGGUCAUCAUGAAAAUAGAGCUAUGGUUGAGAAUAAUGAUGGUCAGAUUGUUUGAUUUUUCAUAAUCUGUUCUGUUAUCUGUUUGUCAUUGUUCUAUACUGGAAUUGGCUGUUGACAAUCCCAUAUUCAAAUUUAAGUGGAGCAAUUUUAUUAUUUGUCUGAUGUAAUAUCGUCGGCAGAUUAACUGUGGAAACUUUGCUUGGGUUAUUGUUGGCUAAUGGCAUUAAUUUGAUCCUUAUUCAGCUAUAAGCAAUUGCAUCUGAAGGUUAUAAAAUAUUUUUGAGGGCUCAUGAGGGAUUCUAUUUUCGUUGUUUUUGGUUUUGCUACUGCCCAAGUAAGUUUUGGAUGCUGAUCAAUUGCUUAUUUGUUGGUUACUCUGUUCGGUCAACAGUAGUGUAUUGCAAGGAUGUGUGAAUAUUGUGUGCAAUCGGAAAUAAUACUUGGGAAAUGCUAAUAUUGCUGCAGAUUCAUAGCCAAUGACACGCUAUUAAUCAAUUUUUGGGGGUGUGUGCGUGGGUGGGGACAACAGUCGUAAGCAAUCCAACAGCCAACAGGUGUAUAUUUGCUUUGAAAGACGUUCGGGGUCCGGAUGGUUGUGGGCAGAUUUUGUUAGAUGAUCUCACUGGAAUUGUCUUUCGCGUACCCGAAGUCUUUCUUUCUCUUGAUUUAAAAAAACCAGCUCGAACCUCGUCAAAUUUAUUACACUAGUAGACACACAUUGUCUGUUAGUUCUUAGAAGCUAUCAUUUUCAAGAAGUCAUCAAAUCGCAGAGCGGGCAGGUGAAUAAAGACAUUAGAAUUGUGAGAGAGAAGGAGAAUUAAUCUUAAUUGUAUACAUGAAUGAUGGAGAUUAAUGUUUCUCACCUCAUUUCUCAAUCUUGUAUUCUUCUAGGAACUGAAAAUUUUGGUUGAUGGGUUAAAGGACUCGCAUUUGCGAGUUAUAUUUUUUUUAAGGAAUAAGAGUUAUAUUAAUGUUUAAAUUCGAUAUUCAUAACAUUUGACUUAAUUGUUGGUCAAAUUAAGUCGGUUUAUAUUGUCGUCGAACCAAAAAAUAAAGGUAGACGUAUUU